UACAAAUAUAUAUGUAAAUAAAAUAAUGUCCAUCGGUAGAGAAAAUUAUUGCAUGACAGCCGUAUUUUACAAUCUGCCAUCCAUUUUAAAUCCUAAACACAAAAUAAAGAACCAAAAUCAAACUAAUAAACCUUAUAUAUUCAACCUAUUCCAAAAAAAAAUUAUAUUCAUUAAAGAAUUCAUCAACAACAUACUUCACACUCAUUUCAUAAAAUUAACAACCAACACAAUAGAAGAAAAUUACAUCACAGAAAUAAAUAAUUAUAAGAAAACUUUAACAAAUUUGCUACAGGUCUUACCAAAAAAAAAUUAUAAUUCAUCAUUUUCAACAGAAGAAAUCCURCAAUUCAUCAAAAACAAACACACAGUUGAAUCAAUUCACUACCGGCCUCCAUCUACAACAACAGUUCAAACUGUUUAUGAUUUAAAUUCAUUUAAUAAAUUUUAAAAAAUAUUUUGAA
Messenger RNA from Diuraphis noxia (Russian wheat aphid), 461 nucleotides. RefSeq lists its product as uncharacterized. The record is from RefSeq and is a predicted model, not a curated record. Lineage: Eukaryota; Metazoa; Arthropoda; Insecta; Hemiptera; Aphididae.